Molecule: messenger RNA, 936 nt
Organism: Auxenochlorella protothecoides
Lineage: Eukaryota; Viridiplantae; Chlorophyta; Trebouxiophyceae; Chlorellales; Chlorellaceae
Product: putative rhamnose biosynthetic enzyme 1
Exons: 5
Coding region: 1-936 (311 amino acids)
Biological process (GO): S-adenosylmethionine biosynthetic process
Cellular component (GO): methionine adenosyltransferase complex
Molecular function (GO): methionine adenosyltransferase regulator activity
Source: RefSeq, a predicted model, not a curated record
AUGACUGUGUUCCAGACCAAGAACGGCGACAGCGCGCCCAAGUUUCUGAUCUACGGGAAGAAUGGAUGGAUCGGGGGGCUUGUUGGCGAGCUCCUCAAGAAGCAGGGCGCUGACUUUGAGUACGGCACUGCUCGCCUGGAGAAUCGCGAGGCUGUCAUCGCCGACCUCGAGAGGGUGAAGCCCACCCAUGUCCUGAAUGCUGCGGGUGUCACGGGCCGCCCCAAUGUGGACUGGUGCGAAGACCACAAGGUGGAGACCAUCCGCGCCAACAUCAUCGGCUGCCUCAACCUGGCAGACGUGACCCGGGAGCGCGGCAUCCACAUGACCUACUACGGCACCGGCUGCAUCUUCCACUAUGACGAAAAGUUCCCCCAAGGAUCCGGCAAGGGGUUCAAGGAGUCUGACACCCCCAACUUCACUGGCUCCUACUACUCCUACUGCAAGGCAAUCGUCGAGGGCCUGCUGAAGCAGUACGAGAAUGUCCUGGUGCUGCGUGUGCGCAUGCCCAUCGUGGAGUCGCUGGUCUACCCGCGCAACUUCAUCACCAAGAUCAUCAAAUACGACAAGAUCAUCGACAUCCCCAACUCCAUGACCGUGCUGCCGGAGCUGCUGCCUUACUCGCUGGAGAUGGCUAGGCGUGGGCUGACUGGCGUGAUGAACUACACCAACCCGGGCGCGAUCAGCCACAAUGAGAUCCUGGAGCUGUACAAGCAGUACAUCGACCCCGACUUCACCUGGUCCAACUUCACCGUGGAGGAGCAGGCCAAGGUCAUUGUGGCCCCCCGCUCUAACAACCUCUUGGACACCGCCCGCAUCGAGAGCGAGUUCCCUGAGAUCCUGCCCAUCAAGGAGUCGCUCAUCAAGUAUGUGUUUGAGCCCAACGCCGCUCGCAAGGCCGAGUGCUUGGCCGAGGUCAAGGCCAUGCGCGGCCGCUGA